GAUCAUGGCUGCACCGGACCACACCAGCCAUGUUUGCUAAUUUAAAACCCAAAGGUUAGGGAAUAGUUGUUUAUUAUUUACCGCUGUGCCAUCUUCACCCGCAUAACCGCUUAGACGAAGGUUUAGGGGCGCCUUGCGCCUCUGAAAUCCCAGGACUGAAAGAUGGAGUCAAAUAAUCAUUUCAACUAUGGCACCCACUCCUCAGCAAACUCAGGACUGAAACUCUCCUCAGGGGAUUCUCUUUAUACUAACGGGUCCUCCAUGAGUUUUCCUCAGCAGGGGAAGAAUAUGAACGGCGAAAUGAAUGUGAAUGGCGUCACUACUGUACUCGGGUCCGGUGUGUCUGGUUCCCACCCACCGACAGCUCCUUACCCACACAUGAGCAACCACCACCAGAGCAACAUGGGCUAUGACUACUUGUGGGGAGGACACCCUCAGUAUGGUCCAGCCAUGGGCUCCGCUCCUGGGCACGGGAUGCACCAGAAGCAGCCUACACCUGGGAUGGUGCAGCCUCAGUCACAGCACCACUUCCAGGGUCACGGACAGUACCAGCUGAAUGGGGGUAUUGAAAGCUCCCACCAGCCCCCUGUGUCAGGCCCACCAAACAUGCCUCUUACUGGGAGCCAGUACUGGAACAGGAGUAACCCUGGCCCACAGCAGAUAGGUUAUAAUUCCCACAGUAUGUACGGAUCCUACCAGAGUCAGGCACAUCCUGGAAUUACACCGUCACAGCAUCACCAGCAGCAGUCUUUACAACCGGCUCCACAUCAACCAUCACAGCAGCACCUCCACUCCCAUCGUCACCCACACCACCAUCACCAGCAGCACCAGCAACCACAGCAUUAUGGCCUCAUGCCUAAUGGGAUGCCCUACUACCAGCAUCAACCCCAGCACCCGUCCCUGCCAUCUCCCCAGCAGCAGCAGCAGCAGCAGCAGCAGCCGUCACAGCAGUCCCAGCCCCAAAGCCAGGCUCAGAUGAUGCCCCCAGCUGCCCAGAAUUUUACUCCUCCACGUGGCAGCCCACAGCACCACAGUUUAGGCAGAGGGGGCACUGGUAGUCCUCUACCCGUGGGGAUGUCCUCAACACCAAUGAUGUCAGCUGCUUCAACAGUACAGGAGAGCGGAUCACCCAAGAGCCACAGCAGGGAACGGAGCCCCCAUGCUAGCAAUGUGGGAAUGUCUACUGUCAUGCAAGGGCAUACGAGAGAAGCUGUCAAGGAGAUAGACUCAAGCUAUAAUGGCAUGGAAAGGGCACCUGUUGCCCACAGGCUCCCCAAAAGUGCCGCUCAUGUGGGACCCGAUUAUCGUCAGCACUCUGAACAGCCAGCAGCUCAGCGUCCAGAAAUGGCUUCCCCUGUCAGAGAGACAGCCGUUAACACACCUUCCCAGUCUGUCUCAUCUCAGCUCUCUGAGUCUACCAAGGCCUCAACACCUCCUCAGGUCCCUGCAGCUCCUGCUGUCUCUGAGUCUCCCACAUCCGCCUCUGGGCCCCCUGUAGUAUCAUCUGCCGAUGUAGAAUCUACUCCACCACAAGUCUCAACGCCCCCCAGUGUGUCCUCUGCUCUGUCUCCAGCUGCUCCUCUAAGACAUUCCUCACCUUCUCCAGUGAAGCAAGGCCUCAGGCCUCCCACUUCUGCUGUGACUGAGACGUGCCCUGCUGCAUCCACACAUCAGUCAGCAGGGUCCUCUUCCUCCUCCCUGCCUGCAUCACCUCAGAAGCUAUCUACACCUCAUGCUUCGACUGAUAGUGCGUCUAGACCUUCAGAAGUUUCUUCAGUCCCUCCAGUCUCCUCUCAUUCAUUGGAGUCUGUGGCUCAUCAAACCAAGUCUUCACUGCCUCGUACAGCUGUUACAACUGCACCCAUCUCCUCCCUUCAACAGAUGGUUCAAGGGUCAAAUUCACCUUUGACCACAUCUUGCUUUUUAGACACAUCUGGAGCUCAGCUUGAAAAGCCCGGACCACCAAAAUUAGUGUCUACUGCUUCGUCACUGGGUGCAAAAUCCUCAUCUGCCGGUGUGGUUCCACCUCUAAUGUCUUCAACCUCAAGACCACCUGGCUCUUGUAUAUCAACAUCUGCAUCUCCCAUGUCUGUGUCAAAAACUCCUUCAGUUGUCAGUAAACUUUGUGACCCCACACCCCAGCGUCAGACCAACACUCCUCCAGCUGGUGACUCUGGUCUUUCCACUGCUUCUGCAGCAUCACCACCACCAGGAGCGGAGAAUUUACCCUCCCUAGCAGCCCGUGAAAGUCUUACAGUCCGACCUCUGUCUACCCUACCUCUACUAACCACUCAAGCCUCCAGGACUGCACCCCUGUCCGCCCCUCCUGCCUUGGUGUCUCUGCCCUUUGCAAAGGGUACGUCUUCUGGAGUGGUCCAAAGCUCUGACUCUAAGCAGCAUCCUCCUGACACCACCACUCCUCAUGCGCUGAAGCAGUCAUCUCUCAAGCCUGAGCACCAAAGUGAUAGUGAGGAUAGGAAAGUGUUGGCUAAUAAAAGAAAUGGGGAACCACAGGAACACCUCCCUCGACUUGAUUCAGGUGUAAUAAAGACAGCGCAGAGGGUGGAAGCUACUGAGACGAAUAAAUCUGACAUUCGCUCACUCAAACCUCUCACUGAUCUUCCUGUGAAACCUUUGCAGACCACAGUCGCUCCUGAUCAAAAGCCCAAGAAUAAACAAACCGCUUCUGAAAAGCAACUCAUGCAAAGCUGUGAAGCAGACGACUCCAUGGUAGAGCAGACUCCACCCAAGAUAGCUUCGCAUCUCUACAGCACAAGAGUGGAAAGUCUGACUGAUGAAGAAAGUUUUGAUAACUCUUCACAAACAGCUUCUCGCUUUGAAGGCAAUUCAACAUCCGACACCCCCUCAAGAAUCGAUGUCAGCUCUGUCUUUGAAAAGACCUCUCUUCUAGGCGGCGACAGCUCACAUGUAGACGACUCCGCUCACUUUGACAGCAGCUAUCACCUGAGAAAGGACACUUCUCAGUUUGACAGCACUUCUCAUGCAGAAGAGGAACCAUCCACUGCGUUUGACACCACUAGAGAAAGCAGCUAUUCUGUGGAGGACUCCAGAGGCGACACGCUGGACUCCAGCAGGGGAGAGGGAACGUCUGAGGCAGAGGAGACCCAGGACAGCUCUCAAAUCACUGGAGAGUCCAUGAUGGAGUCUUCCCUGAACAAUACCUCUCAGAUGGAAGAGCACUCUGUCGACUCCUCUGACGUGUCCGACUCACGCUCAUUUGUGCCAUCGCUGCCAGGCCGUCAAGGACCUGACACAGAGUGGGGACCCAGAGGACAUGACACCGCAGACUCAGCUGGACGCAUUAGCAUCAAGACCACUGUUAAUGAGGCAAUGACUCCCCCCAGUUUCAAGAUGAGAGAUGAGAACUUCAUCGCUUUCAGUACUCCAGCAGAGAGCCCAGCUGUACACCCUCUGCAACCUGUAACUGAUCAGACUACACCAGUUGCUGGGGGACUUCUGAAAACCCCAGGGAAACCACGGAAACCUCGAACUCCAAAGGCUAUAUGGAUUAAAACAUCAGCUCCUGACGAGGCCGAACGGAAGCCUCGGGUUCGAACCCCUAAAGCGGAGAAGAUGAAGACCGAUGAAGAAGGAGGCGUUAAAGAAGAGGUAACCAAGGGCAGGAAGAGGAAGAAGUCUCUGAAGGUGGAUGUCAAAGAAGCGUCAGAUGUGUGUGGAGAGGCCGGGCCUCGCACAGCCGGCGUUGAUCCCAUCACAGCCACGAUUGACGCUGUUCUGGCCUCAGCUAUCAACACAGCAGUCGAGAAGCCCAAAAAGGCAAAAAGGGUCAAGAAACAAGAUCAAGACGGAAAUGAGGCAAAAACACCCAAACAAGAAACUGAAACAGCCACCGCUGAUGAUGCUGAGGAAAAUGAGGAUGAUGACUCCACUGCAGGUGAAUCUAACAGACAGAGGAGGGUUGCAACUGAGGAGCAGGUUCAGUUCCCAAUGCAGCACGGCUGGAGGAGGGAGAUCCGUGUGAGGAAAAUGGAGAACCGCAUGAAGGGCGAAACCUGGUACUACACACCUUGUGGAAGGAGGAUGAAGCAGUUCCCAGAAAUAGUCAAGUACUUGAAGAGACACACGGACAGUGUGGUCAGCAGAGAACACUUCAGCUUCAGCCCACGCAUGCCUGUUGGAGAUUUUUAUGAAGAAAGAGAAACUCCUGAGGGUAAGCAGUGGAUCCUUUUGGCCAAUGAGGAGGUUCCCUCUAUGAUCAUGGCCAUCACGGGGCGGCGAGGUCGACCUCCAAACCCAGAUAAAGAUAAACCUCGCAGGGUUCGUGGCCUGAAAGGAGGGCAGGCCCGCCGCCCUGGUCGACCUCCCAAACCCAAGAUGAUUGACCUCCUCAGCAAAGUGGAUGCCAAGCUUUUGAAGCGACUUGAAGCCAAGGAAGCCCUCACGGAAGAGGAAAAGGAGAAACUUGCAAAAAUCAAAAAGAAAAUGAAGAGAAAGGCAAGACUGAAGAGAAGGGAGGAUGCGAAGAUUAAGAAGAUGAAAGCAGAAAAAAAGAGAGCUAAGCUUGAACAAGAGGCCAAGGGCGUUGAGCUGAAGGCUGAAUCAACCGACCUGACAGCCCUUCAGGUCACACAGCCAGCGGCAGAGCCCAAGAAGCCUGGCCGCAGGAGGUCAGUCAAAGUCGAGGCUCCUCCACUAGUGCAGCAGACUGAUGAAGAGCGGAUUGCACAGGGUAAGAGGGUCCUGGGUGCUCGGAGUAAAGCCAAGGCUCUGGCUAAAGCCCAGGCAGAGGCGGAGGCGGCAGCUCGGGCCGCUCUGGCAGCUAAAAGAUCAGCAGAGAGGAGAGCGCAGGCCCAGAGACGUUUAGAGGAGCGAAAGAGGCAGCAGUUGAUUGCAGAGGAGCUGAAGAAGCCCACAGAGGACAUGUGUCUCACUGACCACAAACCCCUGCCAGAGCUGUCCCGUAUCCCUGGUUUGGUUCUUUCCGGCAAAGCAUUUGCACAUUGCCUGGCUGUGGUUGAGUUCCUGCACGGCUAUGGAAAGAUCAUCGGUUUAAAUAUACCCAAGGACAUCCCCAGCCUCGCUACGCUCCAGGAGGGCCUGUUAGGCCUGGGCGACAGCCAAGGAGAGGUCCAGGACUUGCUGAUAAAGCUGGUGGAGGCUGCACUCCAUGAUCCAGGCCUGCCCUCAUUUUAUCAGUCGGUAAAGAUCCUUGGGGAGAAGCUGGUGGAGUUGGAGCUGACCCGCAGCACCAUCUCAGAGGUACUUCGUGUCUUUUUGGAAUCUCAUGGUUAUGAAGCAGAAGUGUGCAACACGCUGAGGACCAAAACAUUUCACGCCCUGCCUCCUGACACCAAGGCGGCCAUCCUUGGUUUCCUGGUGGACGAGCUCAACGGCAGCAACAUUGUCACAAGUGACAUUGACAACACAUUAGAAAACAUGGCAACUUACAGGAAGAACAAGUGGAUCAUUGAGGGGAAGUUGCGCAAACUGAAGGCGGUGCUAGCGCGUCGCACAGGACGCUCGGAGGAAGAGCUGUGUUUUGAGGAGAGGAGGCGCAGUGCCAGAGUGGCCGAAGAAGAGAACCUCAGUCUGGAGGAGAGUGGCCUUCUUCCGGAGAGAGGCAGCCGCCGUGCACGCAAAGAAGAGCCUAAACUCAGCGAUAGCGAGAGUCCCACCACUGCCAGCAUUCCAGAGCUUGAAAGGCAGAUAGAUAAGCUAACUAAGCGCCAAGCAUUUUUCCGUAAAAAGCUGCUACAGUCGUCUCAUUCCAUGCGGGCCGUAUUGCUCGGCCAGGACCGUUACCAGCGCAGAUAUUUGGCUCUACCUCAUCUCGGAGGAGUUCUGGUCGAGGGGCCAGAGGAGCUGCUGACUUCUGGGGAAGUCCUUGUCGCAGAGGUUCCCGUCACCUUUCUCAAAAAGGAGCCCAAAGUUGAGGAGACCCCGAUGCCUACUACCCCGCCUCCUACUCUACCGUCCUCUCCUUCCUCUGCUACCCCUGCCCAGCCUCAGCCCUUGUCAGCAGAGGACGACCCCCUCCCUGGUACUGCGUCCCUCAUGAGCAGGCCGAGAGGACGAGGGCGUCCCCGAAAAAUCAAACCAGAAGUGGAGCUUCACCUCCGCACAGCAAAGAUUCGUCGCCGGCGUCGAAGUAGCGCCAGGUCAGCGGGUGAAGAGGGUCCAGGAUCCCCGAAUGGCGGCAUGCACGACCUCACUCAAGCUGCUUUCCAGAGCUGGCUCAGCCAAUCACAGGAAGUGGUGACAAACGGCACAUGCUCAGCAGCAGGGGAUGCUCCGGAGGGCAAUCGACCAGAGGAGAGUGUGAAGGAGAUGGCGGAGAAACAGGGACAGUGGUUCAACCUGCUCCCCAAACAACCGUGUGACGAUAACUCUCUAACUGAUCCCCAGACGCCCUCCUCACCCAGCUCGCCCCCAAAACUCUUCCCUCAAAUCCCGAGCGCUCUGCCCGCACUCGCUGCUCCGCUCUUGCAGCCGGACCCGCUCUUGCCUGACCUGACUCCUGCUGACCCUGUGACCUCAGCAACACCACAGGACAUUCCCUCUGUUCUGCCUGCUCCUGAUGCUCCUGCUGCUCCUGCUGCUCCUGCUCUUGCACCAGCACCUCCUCUCCCUCAACUUCUUCCAGCUCCCAUUCCUCCUGCCAGGCCUGCUCUCACCACCCCCACCAGGCCAGGUCGCAGGCGGCGGAGAGGAAGCAGAGGGAGCAGUCCUGCUCGCAGAGGGUCAAGAGGAGCUGCAGCCAAACGCCGGGGCCGCCCUCCCAACUCUGUGUUCCAGGAGCUCGAGCAGCAGUACUUCACACAACUGGUGGUCAAGCCCACACCAGCUUCGAUGGUGCGUGGCUGGUGGUGGAUCAAGGAUCCAGAGGAGCUGUACAGCACCUUACAGGCCCUCCAUCCAAGGGGUGUCAGAGAGAGGGUGCUCCAUAAACAUUUGGCCAAACACAUGGAGAGUUUAGCCGAGAUGUGCACCAAACCUAUCGAUGACCCGAUAUUUGAGUUGAAGGUGGAGGCGAAGGAUGUGCUAAUGGAGGCUUUGCAGCAGCCAUGGCAGGUACAGGAGAAAGCCAUGGAGACUGACAUCAGCGCCCUGCAGUGGGUGGAGGACCUGGAGCAGCGGGUCAUCGCAGCUGACCUCCAUCUCAAGGCACUUCCUCAGAGUGCAAUGAAUGAAGCUGAGUCUAACACAGAGAUACAAAUGGCAGAAUUUCAGCCCUACACAAUCCCAGAUCCAGACUCCACACGUGAAGACCUCCAGUACUACGAACAUGACGCCGACCCGCGUGAUGACUGGAUUGUACGGACUAAGAAGGAGUGGUCUGGCCUGCCACGCAUCGCCACGCAUCCACUGGAUUUGGCCGUGCUGCGGUUGGCCAACCUGGAGCGAAACAUUGAGAGGCGCUACCUAAAGGAGCCGCUGUGGAACCCAUCCGAAGUGAUGCGCCUCGCUCCUCUCACCCCGACCCCGGGAGAAGAGCAUCCCAUGGACGUCAUCAGUCUGGAAAGUGAGAUCACUUCUCGACUACGAACGUGGCGACAGGCUCUGGAUCGCUGCCGCAGCGCUCCCCAAGUCUGUCUGUGUUUACUGCAGCUGGAGAAGGCCAUCGCUUGGGAGAGAUCCGUGACUAAAGUGACUUGCCAGGUUUGCAGGAAGGGAGACAAUGAUGAUUGCUUGUUGCUGUGUGACGGCUGUGAUCGUGGCUGCCACAUGUAUUGCCUGAGGCCCAAAAUCACCCAGGUGCCAGAAGGAGACUGGUUUUGUCCUGCCUGCGUCGGCAAGGAGGAACAUGAUUCUCCGCGCUCGUCCAAAAAGAGGAGGGUGAAGAAGAGAAGAUAUGAAGACGACAGCUCUGAAGAUGAGAGGACACCACGUCGUAGUAGCGGCGGCAUGGCAACACGGCACAAGGAGACCGCAACACCCCCCUCAUCUUCCCGUCACUCAGAGGGCGCAAAACGUCGUCGCAUGACAACCCGCAACCAGCCUGACCUCACCUUCUGCGAGAUCAUUCUCAUGGAGAUGGAGGCCCACGCAGACGCCUGGCCAUUCCUUGAACCCGUCAACCCCCGACUGGUGCCCGGUUACCGGCGCAUCAUCAAGAACCCCAUGGACUUCCUCACCAUGAGAGAGAGACUGCUACAGGGAGGGUACUGCAGCUGUGAGGAGUUUGCGGCGGACGCUCAGCUCGUCUUCAACAACUGUGAGCUGUUCAACGAGGACACGUCUGAGGUGGGAAUGGCUGGACACGCCAUGAGGCGUUUCUUUGAGAGCCGCUGGGCGGAGUUCUACUCAAACAAGGACAAAUAGGAUCCUAUGCCGUUCCCCCUGAUGGUGGGGCUGUAAACUGUUGGUGCUGUCACCGUCCCAGUCACACUCUCCAUCACUGCUCUGACUGUCUGGAGGUUAUUCCAGCUCUGUGUACUCCCUCAUGUAUAGAUAUAUAUGUAUAGAUUUUGGCUAUUUGUCUGUUAUUGUUUCCUCUACCGGCCGAAUCUUUUCCAGGCCCACAGCUGAGCUGGCCUGAACUCGUACCCAUUCCCCGUCACACAGAGAGUGAAAACACUCUUCACUUCUCCUCGUGUCUCCUCAUGUUCACCUCAGCACCUCAUCUCCUGUUGGCGUUCUCCUGUCACGUCCUCUCACGAGCCCCAUGUCGUAGCGAGGCCUUCUGUCAAACCCUGCUUGUGGGGUGAUGACAUGGUCUCCGGCCCUGAGUAUUUUGGCUCUCGGACUCAUACUGAAGGUCAGGGACUGAUCACACUAUGGCAGCCUCGCUGCUGCGUACUGGACCUGCUUAGCGCCGCUCGACGACUAAAUGGAUCAAAACUCUUCACUGAGCUUGGGCCAUUUCUUACCUGUUCAAUGGAAAUGUAAUGUACCGUGGUCUUAUGCCUAGAAGUAAUUUUUUGCUCAAUAUAUUUUUAUUAUAUAUUCUAUAUAUAAAUAUAUAUAAAGAUUACAAUAGCUGGGAUUAUUUAAUAGCAAUAGCUUGUAGUGAAUGUGUACAGAUUACCUUAUAGAGAUGUCUAGACGAUUUUUCGAAAAGGCCAGUUAAACUCAAAGGAAUCUGUUCUUGGACUGUCACGAGUAGACGUUGUAUAACCUCCACUUAAAGUCUUGCACGCCACACAAACACAUGUUUCACCAACACACACAUUGACAUGCACAUGAUUUCACACACACAUACCCACCUUCUGCUGCUGUGUGAAAGACACUGGUUUCUGGAAAUGGGUUGUUUUUUUUAUUCGUGUUGGUCAGUCAGUUUGGACUCAUAUUUUACUGUCCCUCUUGUUAGGGUUAAAUUAUCAGCUAGUUUCACCUGAUCUGUGUACUGAAAGGAUGCUACUGCAACGCACGACUGACAUUUUGCUCUUUUAUACCAGGAAAUUGCCCUGAGACAAGAUUGUUUGCGGCUUCAAAAUUGCAAUUGAUCAUCCGAUCCGCGUUGAAAAUGUACUUUGUCUGUAGCUUGUCAGACCAGGUGAAAACAUCGAAAGGUGGUUUUGUGCGAAGCUAAAAUCCUCCCAUUUUUAAGACUAGACUUACAAAGAAGCUCUGAUAGUGCGGCACAUUCCUGCCCAGUUUUCUGUCUUACAUUCCUUUUUUAUUUUCGCUGAACAAGGGCCAAUGUAUGAUGUUGCGCGGCAUGGUCGGUGUGCUAUGAAGGCGACAGGAUGACUCCACAGUCUUUGGUUUUAUUUAAACGUGUUUCUUACACUGAAUUCAAAUAGGAAAAUAAACUUUGAUGUUCCUUAUUACACUUAAAGGGACAGACGUUUUUUCAAAAAAGACAAAAAAAAGACAUGAAAACCAAACGUGGUGUUAAGUGAAUUUUUAAUAAUGUACAGUUUUGGUGACUUUAAAUUUGUUCCUUUAUAUUUUUAGGACCAAUUCAUCAUUUUUAAGAGGAGGUAUUACAAGACUCUGUUGUAUUAAGGUGAUGUAACACGUGUGCAUCUGUAGAAUGUACUGUGAGUUGAAUAAAAACCACAUCUAGUAGAGA
Messenger RNA from Plectropomus leopardus (leopard coralgrouper), 10000 nucleotides. RefSeq names its product bromodomain adjacent to zinc finger domain, 2A (gene baz2a). Gene Ontology annotation, molecular function: DNA binding; protein binding. Gene Ontology annotation, cellular component: rDNA heterochromatin. Lineage: Eukaryota; Metazoa; Chordata; Actinopteri; Perciformes; Serranidae. The record is from RefSeq and is a predicted model, not a curated record.